This is a messenger RNA of Wyeomyia smithii (pitcher-plant mosquito), 1327 nucleotides long. RefSeq names its product lipase 3-like. The transcript is spliced from 2 exons. Gene Ontology annotation, biological process: lipid metabolic process. Bases 13 to 1215 code for a protein of 400 amino acids. The record is from RefSeq and is a predicted model, not a curated record. Lineage: Eukaryota; Metazoa; Arthropoda; Insecta; Diptera; Culicidae. Gene Ontology annotation, molecular function: hydrolase activity, acting on ester bonds.
CAAGCGUAAAGAAUGAGUUUACUACGUGUAGCUUCUUUCUUAAUCUACGCAGUUUUACGCUGCGUUACGACGCAAAGUAUACCAGGGCAAGCAACCACUGCGGAUCUAGUAGUCUCAUCCGGAUACCCUGUGGAGCAGCACUCGGUGGUUACGGAAGACGGUUACGUGUUGAGCAUAUUUCGUAUUCCUGGAAGUCCUGUGAGUCCCCCGAUUGAAGGUAAACCGGUGGUCUUUUUACAGCAUGGCAUCCUCUGUUCCUCUACUGAUUGGAUCAUCAUGGGCCCGGGCAGUUCCAUGGCAUACCUACUCGCAGAUGCAGGCUUUGAUGUUUGGUUGGGUAAUGCACGAGGCAAUACCUAUUCUAGGCAGCACAUUUCCGGUGAUUCUUCUACAGCUGAUUUCUGGAACUUCAGCUGGCAUGAGAUUGGAAUGUACGACUUGCCUGCUAUGAUCGACACUGCGCUGGCGAAAGCUCAAAUCGAAACGCUGCAUUACAUCGGGCAUUCACAGGGAACGACCGCAUUUUUUGUAAUGGCGUCACUUAGACCAGAGUACAACCAAAAGAUAAGGACGAUGCAGGCUUUCUCUCCGGUUGCAUUUAUGGGCAAUCUGAAGUCGCCAUUCGUGAGAACAAUGGCUCCCUUCGUAAACCAAAUUGAGUGGAUCAUGCGAAUGCUGGGAGUAAACGAGUUUCUGCCAAACAGUGAAAUGUUAGCUUUGGGCGGUCAGAAAGCAUGUAACGAUGCGUCUAGCUUCCAGGGAAUCUGUGCCAAUGUCCUGUUUCUUAUAGCUGGCUUUAAUUCGGACCAGCUUAACAGAACCAUUUUGCCAGCAAUUCUGCAGCACACUCCAGCUGGGGCGUCUGUAACGCAGUUUGUGCAUUACGCACAAAGCGUGAAUUCCGGUCGCUUCCGACAGUUCGAUUACGGUAUGUUACUCAACCUACGUCGAUACGGAUCUAUUGUGCCUCCUAGCUAUCCUCUACAGCAGAUCUCCGCUCCAGUGUUUUUACACUACGGAGAAAACGAUUGGUUAGCGGCUGUUUCGGAUGUCCAGCAGUUGGAACGUCAGCUGGGAAACUCGGCUGGUUUAUUCCGAGUUCCGAACGAUCGCUGGAAUCACUUGGACUUUACCUAUGGUAGUGAAGCGCGCAGCUUGCUGUAUGAACGAGUUAUUGAUCUGAUUCGACGAUGGAACGAUUUUAUCGUGAAAUAAGCGAGUUCUGCAGAAUUGUUGCAUAGUUUGGGUAGUUUUGUUCAUACCUCGAACCCGAGUUAUGGUAUUAAACGCUCAUUCGAUAGUUUUUGUACAUAAACUUGGGAAAAGA